Messenger RNA from Xyrichtys novacula (pearly razorfish), 4436 nucleotides. NCBI's taxonomy places the organism in Eukaryota, Metazoa, Chordata, Actinopteri, Labriformes, Labridae. The record is from the annotation of a GenBank genome assembly.
AUGGAGGUGGAGAAAGCGCUGAUCAUCAAGAAGAACCAAAUUGUUGAAGACACAGAUGAAAGUCUGUCUGUAGCCACAUCAAACUGUCCACUCUUCAUUAAGGCAAGAGGUUAUGAUGAUGUGUGUGUCUCUGAGGAGGAGACAGACUUUCCUAUUGCUUAUUCUUUGGUUGUUCAUAAAUACGCAUGGAUGGUAGAAAGACUAAUCAAGGCAAUCUACUCUCCUGCAAACAUCUACUGUAUCCACUAUGAUGAAAAGUCUCCUGCUUCGUUUAAAUCAGCCAUCAAGAGCUUAGCCAGCUGUUUGCCAAAUGUCUUCAUUGCCUCCAAAAUAGAGUAUGUCUAUUAUACCAGCUUCAGCCGAGUACAAGCUGAUCUCAACUGCUUUUCAGAUCUUCUGAGGUCAGAGGUAAAGUGGAAGUACCUCAUCAACCUCUGUGGCCAGGAUUUCCCCCUCAGAACAAACAUAGAGCUGGUGUCAGAGCUGAAGAAGUUGAAUGGAGCAAACAUGCUUGAGACAACUCGACCCACUGAGUAUAAGCAACAGAGGUUUACAUACCACCAUGAACUCGUAGGGAACAGUGAUCUCAACAAAUGGCUGGUGGGCACAGACCAGUUGAAAUCACCACCUCCACAUGGCAUUGAAAUGUUUGUUGGCAAUGCCUACUUUGUCUUGUCACGAGACUUCAUUGUUUACAUGAACUCCUCAGCUGUGGUGAAGGACUUCCUGAAGUGGUCAGAAGACACAUAUGACCCAGAGGAACACAUCUGGGCUACACUUGUGCGAAUGCCAGGUGUACCUGGGGAGGUGCCCAGAUCCCAUCCUGAUAUCACCGACCUGAUGAGUAAGACCAGGCUGGUAAAGUGGUUAGGUACUGAUCUGCACCUGUAUCCUCCAUGUUCUGGGAUUUACAUUAGGGGUGUUUGUAUUUAUAGUCUGGGAGAAUUGCGCUGGUUGCUGAACUAUGGUCACUGGUUUGCCAAUAAGUUUGACCCUAAAGUGGACCCAAUUCCACUUCAGUGCUUGGAGGAGAAGCUGGAGGGAAGAAGAAAGCUUUUUGGCUGUUAGUGGUUUUUUUGUGUUUUUUUUUUUUUUUUUUUUGAGUGAUCUUUUGGUGUUAAGGCGCAUUUCAUAUUUAUAAGUAAUUUUUUAAAUAAUGAAAUCAUCUACAUCCCCCACAGCAAACUAGAUACCUGGUUGCAAAAAAUUGUGUUAACAUACUGUAUAUAUUUUGUUCAUUUUGAAGUGGUUUAUAAUACACAGAAAUCGCUGCAUGUAUUACAUUUUUAGAAAGCAUUUUUUUGUCAAGUCUUAUCUAUUUGACAGUUGUUGGAUAGAUCCUGCAUGUCCCUCAAAGUGAUCUGAUUUGUAUUUAUUAAAAACAUUUAAGCAAACAUUAUCUACAUGUAACUCCAUCCAUCGAGAUAUGUAUAUGUCUCUAUGUAUGAUGUAUGUAUACAUUAUAUUGUGUUAAAGGUUUCUAGUGCUCUAUUAAUCCCUCACAACAUUGUCCUUCUCGUUCCCUAAAUUUAAACUUUCGGUGAAAACAGCUAACUGAAGUGACACUUGUCAUAAAUUAUCUUCAGUCAGCCAUAAAGAUAUCUGCUCUGUAACAUCAACUACAUCUACCCAGCUCAAACUCUCACUCUUAAAGCACAUUGUUAUUCAUAGUGAAAUUUGAAAAUAAUGUCUGGCUUGCCAAAAAUAAUAUUUGCUUCUUCGAUGAACUGUAAUUAGCAAAUCCGGGCUGUUCUCUGAGUCCUUCCUCCUUCUUUCUCAGGUAGUUUCUUUAAGUACAAAUCCAAAUCCAUACACUUAUAUCCUCUAUAGGAUAACACAAUUGGACACAACACUGGCUGGCAAAUCAGCAGGUAAUCUUGACUUUCUGGGUGCUUUGAAUAAAAAUGUAGCUACAUUAAAUACUGAGAUGCAGUUAAUGUGGAGCCAAGGGUGAGAUUUAUAAAGAAUCACAUUAUGAGGUUAUAUUAGUACUGGAUUUUAAAUUGCACCAGUCUUGUGCUAAUUUGUUGAAUAUAUUUAAGUAGAACUCUUGUUUUUGCUCUAAGAUCUACUGAGUGUUUAUCUUGGAGGGUAAGCUUUACUCUGCCGGUCAUUUUUUUUUUUUUUUUGAAGAAAUUACCUAUUGUUUGUGAACAGAGAUGUCUGUAAAAAAUUAUUUAACAUUUAAGGAGUCAGUAAGUGUUACAAGUUGCAAGGUUUAAAGCACUCUGAUAUGUGAACAAUAUCAAGCAAAUGAGUUGUUAUCUAAUAUUUGAUAUUUUUGAUGUUCUUCCGUGGGUUUUUUAAGGUCUCACAAAAAGCUCCUGGCCUGUUCUUAUCAACUAAUAUGUUUAUGAAAAGUUACAGUACUGAUUAAAGCUGUGCUUUUUAUGGUCCCUUAAAAACAACAUUUUCAGUGAAAAUGUCUUGAUUUUGGAAAAAACAAUAAUGCCCUUCCUUAAGUAAUCUGAUAUUGUUGAGAAUGUGGAUUUGAGAAAGAUCAACUCAAUUUAAUAUUGGUAAAAAAUGAGCCAUACUACCUGGAAAACUACACAAUACUUAUUUAAGAAUAAUUGUAACUAAAGAAAAUAAAGCGAGCAUGACAAUUUUUGGCUUGUGUACUAUACAACACCUGAUGCUUUUAGCUAGCCUUUUUCUGUAUCUGAGAGAGAAAAUCGUCCAACUACAUAAUAAAAACAAAAAUAUCACUAGUAAUUCUACAAAUAUGCAUGACAAUUUAAUUUUGGUUUACAUUUGUCAUAAAUUACUAAUUUCAUUAAGAGCAUACAAUAGGAUAUCUUUGUAUUGUCCUGGAGAUGUAUUUGCAUUUUAGCUCUUAAAAAAGGCCAACAAGUUCUUCAAAAACAUCGUUCCUUUGUCAGAUUGAAGAUGUUCUCCAAGGGAACUUUGGUAUUGUUCAACCUAGGCUCUAUUUUACCUUGGACACACAAAGCUGUGUGAUCACAUCACAGGAUUGGUACCAACAAUCUGAGUCUGUCAGUGGUGAAAUGAGGCAUUUGUGGUGGAUGCAGUUUGACAAUGUGCAAUUUCCUGGUCAAAAUACAUUUUGGCUUGUUUCGCUGCUGUCAGCUGCUCUACUCAAGAAGAUUGGUGAGAAUACACAAGCCUUUUUGGUUUGUUGGUAUCAUCUUUUCUGUUUUCUCUCUCAUUGCAGGAUGAAUGAAACAAGUUCAUUGUUGACCCUCAAGAGAAUAUUCAUCUAUUCACUUUUCUCAGUGGUUGUUUUGUGCUUCCUGCUGUCAGUCAAUGAGGAAAACAUCAAACAUGAAUCUUCAUCUCCCCCUGUAGGAAUUCAGACUUUUCACAAGUACAACAUCAACUGUUUGGCCAUCUAUGACUUUGACCCAAUGGAGGUGGAGAAAGCGCUGAUCAUCAAGAAGAACCAAAUUGUAAAAGACACAGAUGAAAGUCUGUCUGUAGCCACAUCAAACUGUCCACUCUUCAUCAAGACAAGAGGUUAUGAUGACGUGUGUGUCUCUGAGGAGGAGACAGACUUUCCUAUUGCUUAUUCUUUGGUUGUUCAUAAAUACGCAUGGAUGGUAGAAAGACUAAUCAAGGCAAUCUACUCUCCUGCAAACAUCUACUGUAUCCACUAUGAUGAAAAGUCUCCUGCUUCGUUUAAAUCAGCCAUCAAGAGCUUAGCCAGCUGUUUGCCAAAUGUCUUCAUUGCCUCGAAAAUAGAGUAUGUCUAUUAUACCAGCUUCAGCCGAGUACAAGCUGAUCUCAACUGCUUUUCAGAUCUUCUGAGGUCAGAGGUAAAGUGGAAGUACCUCAUCAACCUCUGUGGCCAGGAUGUCCCCCUCAGAACAAACAUAGAGCUGGUGUCAGAGCUGAAGAAGUUGAAUGGAACAAACAUGCUUGAGACAACUCGACCCCCUGAACACAAAAAACAGAGGUUUACACUUCACUAUAAGCUUGAAGGGAACAGUGAUCUCAACAAAUGGCUGGUGGGCACAGACCAGUUGAAAUCACCACCUCCACACGGCAUUGAAAUGUUUGUUGGCAAUGCCUACUUUGUCUUGUCACGAGACUUCAUUGUUUACAUGAACUCCUCAGCUGUGGUGAAGGACUUCCUGAAGUGGUCAGAAGACACCUUCUCACCAGAUGAACACAUCUGGGCUACACUUGUGCGAAUGCCAGGUGUACCUGGGGAGGUGCCCAGAUCCCAUCCUGAUAUCACCGACCUGAUGAGUAAGACCAGGCUGGUAAAGUGGUUAGGUACUGAUCUGCACCUGUAUCCUGCAUGUUCUGGGAUUUACAUUAGGGGUGUUUGUAUUUAUAGUCUGGGGGAAUUGCGCUGGUUGCUGAACUAUGGUCACUGGUUUGCCAAUAAGUUUGACACCAAUGUGGACCCAAUUCCUCUUCAGUGCUUGGAGGAGAAGAUGGAGAAAAGAAGAAAGCUUUUUGGCUGUUAG